UAUACUCCAGCACGGGUUUCCCCUUUCCCCCCCUUCCCCAUCGAUAAAACCCAAACCGACGGCGUCAAAAAUCCAACUUUUCAGAAUUACCAUGUCCUCCCUUCGGCGAUUCUCCUUCACCGCCCCUCUCCUCUCCCUCCUCCUCCUCUCAGCCCUCUCUUCCGCCUCCUCCUCCUCGCCGGAGAUCCUCAACGCCUGCCAAGCCACUCGCAAUCCCGUCUCCUGCGCCGACCGUCUCUCUAAUUCAACUCCUCCCCUCCCCCCCAAUGCCACUGCUUCCGACAUCAUUCUCACCAUAUUCAACACCUCCCUCAGCGAUCUCCUCACCGCCCGCUCCGCCGUUCAAUCUAUCCUCGAUAACUCCCCCUCCGACCUCAAUCGCACCAACGCCGCUCGCAUCUGCCUCCAAGUCCUCUCCUAUUCCACUCGCCGCCUCUCCGCCGCAACAUUCUCCGAUCUAUUCUCUCCCGAUUCUCGCGCCUGGGCUGGAGCCGCUCUCCUCUACCAAUACGACUGCUGGUCCGCUCUCAAAUACGUUAACGGCACCUCUCAGGUCGCCGCCGCAAUGACUUUCCUUUCCGAACUCAGUAAUCGCACCAGCGACGGCCUCUCUAUGCUUGCCGCGCUCCACCGCUACGGCCCCAAUAUCACUCUUUGGGGUCCUCCACAGACCGAGCGCGAUGGCUACUGGGAUCCGCCGUCUGUAAUUCCGGCGAUUGGGGUCGCCGGUGGGGUGCCGGUGGAUCUGCGGGCGAACUCCACAGUUUGUAAGGACGGCGAGUGCGAUUUUAAGACGGUGCAGGAGGCGGUUGAUGCGGCGCCGGCGAACCUCUCCGGCCCCGGCAAGCGAUUUGUGAUUCGGAUCAAGGCGGGUUUGUACGAUGAGAUUGUGCGGGUUCCGUUCGAGAAGACCAAUUUGGUAUUUGUGGGGGAUGGUAUGGGUAAAACCGUCAUCACGGGUGAUCGUAACGCCGACCAGGUUGGUGUUACGACCUACAGCUCGGCCACCGUCGCGGUGGCCGGCGAUGGCUUCAUGGCCCGUGACCUCACAUUCCAAAACACGGCCGGACCGGCUGCCCAUCAGGCCGUUGCCUUUCGAUCAGAUGCUGACUUCACCAUCCUCGACACCGUAGAAUUCUCCGGCCAUCAAGACACCCUCUACUCCCAUUCCCUCCGCCAGUACUACAAAUCAUGCCUAAUCUCCGGCACCGUCGACUUCAUCUUCGGCAACUCCGCCGCCGUAUUCGACGACUGUCUCAUCGUCAUCGUGACCCGCCAAUUCAAUCCGAUGAAGGGUGAGUCCGACACCAUCACCGCCCAAGGCCGAACCGACCCGGCCCAACCCACCGGCUUCGUCUUCCACAACUGUCGAUUGAACGCUUCAGAAGAGUACUGGAAUCUGUACAGGAGCAAUCCUUCGCUGCACAGGGUGUAUCUUGGCCGGCCAUGGAAGGAGUAUUCGAGGACGGUGUUCAUUGGGUGUUACAUGGAGGAGUUUUUGAGGCCGGAAGGGUGGUUAGAGUGGUCGGAGGAUUUUGCGCUGGAGACUCUGUUCUAUGGGGAGUUUGGGAGCAGGGGGCCGGGGGGUAAUGUCACGGCGAGGGUGUGGUGGAGCAACCAGAUUCCGGCGGAGCAUGUUGGCGUGUAUUCGGUGGACAAUUUUAUUCAGGGGAACCAGUGGAUACCAGCAGCUGAAUGUCUCUAAGCUUAUUUAGAAGAUUUUUAUAAAUUUAUUUUAGAGUUUUAGACUAUAUAUCAGGGAAUAUAUGUUCGGAUUAAUUGGUGGUAUUUGCGUGUUAUUGGUGAUAUUGAGGUGAUAUUACGGACACUGUAUGCAAAGAUGCAUACGGUGCCCGAUCUCCACCAUCGAUCACAACAAAGAUAUAUGGCGGUGGACCUUAUUUUAAAUUUUUUUGUUUAAAAAAAAAUUAGCUAUGAUGGACGGUGGAGAACGGGCACCGUAUACUUCUCUACGUACAGUGUCCGUAAGGAAUAAUGUUUCAUGAUAUUGAGUCAAUAACACCUCAAUAAUAUUGUCCGGAGGUAUGCCUAAGAUCUCUCAUAUCUGAUAGUUAUUAAAUUAUUAUUAUUAUUAUUAUGUCUGUCACUGAUUUGGUGCAGCUGAUUUGUUAUCUAUUUUUUAUUAGAAAGAAUUUAGAAAG
Phalaenopsis equestris is the source of this 2162-nucleotide messenger RNA. RefSeq names its product probable pectinesterase/pectinesterase inhibitor 51. Gene Ontology annotation, biological process: cell wall modification. The coding region runs from base 92 to 1705 and encodes 537 amino acids. Lineage: Eukaryota; Viridiplantae; Streptophyta; Magnoliopsida; Asparagales; Orchidaceae. The transcript is spliced from 2 exons. Gene Ontology annotation, molecular function: pectinesterase activity; pectinesterase inhibitor activity. The record is from RefSeq and is a predicted model, not a curated record.